Molecule: messenger RNA, 1079 nt
Organism: Gossypium raimondii (Peruvian cotton)
Lineage: Eukaryota; Viridiplantae; Streptophyta; Magnoliopsida; Malvales; Malvaceae
Product: thioredoxin domain-containing protein PLP3B
Exons: 9
Cellular component (GO): cytoplasm
Source: RefSeq, a predicted model, not a curated record
GCCCACAGUAGCUUCACCGUUCAAACUGCUGCGCUUCCAUCUGGGGCCAUUUUCAAGAUCCUAAUUUCCCUUUUCUUUUUAUUCUUCAGUCUUAACCAAAACAUUCAGCAGUGGUAGAGAAAUGGAUCCGAAUUCAGUUAAAUCCACUUUGUCUAAUUUAGCAUUUGAGAAUGUGAUGGCAGCCGCUGCUCGUGACUAUAAAAAGGAGAUGCUUGCCCAAGAGAAGGCACAGUCAUCGACUUCAGUCAACCAAGAGGUUGACCUUGAUGAGCUAAUGGAUCAUCCUGAGCUGGAAAAACUGCAUGCUGACAGGAUUGCAGCUCUGAAGAAAGAAGCCGAGAAGCGCGAAGCACUAAAGAGGCAAGGGCAUGGAGAGUACAGGGAGAUUAGUGAAGGAGAUUUCUUGGGUGAAGUCACUGGAAGCGAGAAAGUGGUUUGUCACUUCUAUCAUAAGGAGUUCUAUCGAUGCAAGGUAAUGGAUAAGCAUUUGAAAGCCCUUGCUUCAAAGCAUCUGGAUACGAAGUUCAUCAAGCUGGAUGCUGAGAAUGCGCCUUUCUUUGUUACCAAACUUGCAGUCAAAACUUUGCCUUGUGUUUUAAUUUUCAAUUAAAACUUGCAAUUUUUGGGCAGAAAAGGGAUUGCAGUAGAUAGGUUGGUCGGGUUUCAAGAUCUUGGAGGGAAAGAUGAUUUUGUUAUUAGGACACUUGAGGUUGUACUGAUAAAGAAAGGUAUAGUUAGUGAGAAGAAAAAUGAUGAAGAUGACGAAGGCGAUGUUUACGAUGAGAGUAAGCGCAAGACAGUGAGAUCUUCUUUGAAUCAUGACUGCGAUUCUGACUAAAGAAAUGGCAACCCAGAAUUAAAUAUGAACAUGUUAAUGCAAGCGCACUAGUAAGUUUACAAAGUAUCUUGAUGUAGCGCUGAAACUCGUCUUUCAUGGCAUGGUUUUGUGAGUUUGAAGUUCGAAUCAUAUUGUAAAAGAUAUGGAAGCUUGAGGGACGGACUAUUCACUAUAUGAUACUCCUUAAGCAGUUAUCUUUCACUUUUAUCAUCAUAAUGGUUAUUAAUGUAUGGUUGUAGUA